This is a messenger RNA of Parus major (Great Tit), 1480 nucleotides long. It is a transcript of the gene TSSC4, whose product is annotated as tumor suppressing subtransferable candidate 4. Lineage: Eukaryota; Metazoa; Chordata; Aves; Passeriformes; Paridae. The record is from RefSeq and is a predicted model, not a curated record. The coding region runs from base 406 to 1443 and encodes 345 amino acids. The transcript has 4 exons.
GGCCCUUUCCGCGCCGCUCUCCCCGCCGGGAGUUGUGGUCCUGCCGCCGCCGUGGCCGCUCCGUGGAGCCCGGCAGGGACUCGGUGUCCCGGCGCGCCGCGGGCGGCGGGGCAGAGGAGGCAGCAGGAAAACGCACAGUGUGUUUGAGCAGCACCAGGAUGGAGGAGCCCACUGGGAACCUUCCCACCCGGAGAGACGUCAUUCUUUCCGAGUCGUGCUGGGAUCACAUCACCAUAACAAACCUGGUGGAAGUGCUGAGAUCUUUGGUGGCUUUAACUGACCCUCAGGAGGGGAAGCUGACUCAGUCUCGAGAGAAAGCACUAAACUCGCUGGGCAUUUGGAAAACUGUAUUUAGAGCUGUUCCUGGGUCUGCAUCAAAGACUGCAGUGGAGUGACAGCUCGAAGAUGGGAGACCAGGAAGGAGGUGAACCUUUUCUGGGGAUAGUGGCUGAUGGUGCCAGAGACUACGAAGGAGCUCUGCCCUCAGACACGGUGUCACUCAGCGAUUCUGACUCUGAUGACUUGGGGCUGGCAGGUGAAGCAGAAGUUGAUACAAUAUCUCCAGAGGAGCCAUCUGUAGAUGAAGGGGAUUUCAGAUUAGGAGACACACCUGACUCUUCAAACAGCGGUCACAGAUCUCCUGUCCAGCCAUUCCAUCUGAAGGGCAUGAGUUCUACAUUCUCCCUCCGUAGCCAGAACAUUUUUGAUUGCCUGGAAGAGGCAGCCAAGCUAUCUGUGCCCUCAAUGCCUGAUGAUAAUGUUGUUGAUGGGAGGUUUAAGCGUCCAUUGCCUCCGACCACAGUUUCAGGUACCCUGGUCCCAGAAAACAUGGGGAGGCAAGCCAGACGAGUGCAGGCUCCCAAAACCUCUCCUGCAGUGCCUGACUAUGUGGCACACCCAGAGCGCUGGACCAAAUACAGCCUAGAGGGAGUUUCAGAGUCCAGUGACAAGACUAACAGGGCAGUGGCCAUGGAAUUUCUAGGUGGUUUGAAGAAAAGAGGGGAGCAACAGAGCUCGGCUUCCCAAGAUAGUUAUGCCCCAUCCUUCAACCAGGACCCUUCCAGCUGUGGAGCUGGGAGGAUUGUCUUCACCAAACCAAUUAAAAGAGGUGUUGAUGGACUGGAAAAGAAAAGAUUGACAGGAGAGGAUGAUAAGAAACAGAUGAAGACAGAUCUGAAAGGAAAAUCUCUUAGGAAGACUGAUGACUUGAAGGAAGAAGAUAAGGUUGAGCUGGGGCACUUAGACAGUGACAGUGGAAAAGCAGCAGAGGAGGAAGAGUGUGUGAUGGAAGGGGACCAGAACACAGAAUACAAACCUGAUGCAAGGCUUGGUGAUACAGGUGAAGAGCCAUCGCUGGGACCAGUUGGAUUCCACUGCAGUAAGAAGAAGAGCAGGAAAAACUUCAGACAUAAAGUAGAUGAAGGGGAGGAGGAAGAGUCCUGAAGGUUGAAGCACAUUGGAGGCAUCCAAGGACUUGUCU